Molecule: messenger RNA, 486 nt
Organism: Andrographis paniculata
Lineage: Eukaryota; Viridiplantae; Streptophyta; Magnoliopsida; Lamiales; Acanthaceae
Product: GPI-anchored protein LLG1-like
Exons: 2
Coding region: 1-486 (161 amino acids)
Source: RefSeq, a predicted model, not a curated record
AUGAAUGAAUCGGGUGAAGGUGAAGGUGAUGGUGAUGAUGCAAUGAUGGUGUUGCUUAGAUCAGAAUCAUCAGCAACAGGUGUGAGUCAGAGGAAGCUUUUCCAGCUCAAGAAAUCAUGUCCCAUAAACUUCGAGACACAGAACUACACGAUCCUGACGAGCCAAUGCAAGGCCCCCGAUUAUCCUGUCGAGCCAUGCUGCUCGGCGUUGAGGCAAUUCGCGUGCCCCUUCCGCAAUGAGUUGAAUGACCAAACCAAUGACUGCUACAAAACAAUGUUCGAUUACAUCAACGGACCCCAUAAAUAUCCCAAUACCCUAUUCACCGGUAACUGCAACGACAACAGGUUUGGCCUCAGCUGCCCGGCCUCAGCACCGUCCCCGGGAGUCGGCACCACCCAUAAAGAAGCUGAUGCUGCUCCAAAACAUUGUGUGCAGCAGCUGCUGGUUGUUCUAAGUUUCAGUAUAGCUGCUGUCUUUAUGUUGUGA